GGUCCUGUUUCUUCAAGUGUGAGCGAGGGGACACCGGCGGGUUCCCCUUGUGACAGGAAUAGCGCCAUGAUUUCAUGAAUGAGGGACUCGCAACCGGGAGGGUUCACAUUUGUCACGGCGGGCUGACAAACACCAAUGAGAAUAAGGCUGUCGGACGUACGCGUGUUGGUGGAAAGAGCAUCAAAAGUGGGAGCUUCCGCGUUUACUGAAGUGAAGCAUUGGAGGGACAGCAGCAGAGGCAGCGUCAUCAGGUCUUCCAACUUGGGGAGGGCCAUGGAGUUUAAAAUGGUGUGAAUAUGAUAGCCACUUCUCCCCAUUGGUGUGUCUUAUGCAAGGGGGAGAUCUGUCUGACGCGGCCAGGUUCUAAUCUGACCAAAGGGCCGUGUAAAUCAAACGCAGCGGUACCGGUAACAAGUUCCUUUCUGGGGGGGAGUUUCUCCGGGAAUCUGUAUGAGAAAGGACACUUGAGAGGUGAGUGGCGAGCCUCGGGAGGGGUGAAAAGAUGACCGUGGUGUCCCAGGAGAACCGCGACGAGACCGUGGUGGUCGGCCCCUUAUUGCCAGAUGAGUCGGAGGAGGAGGAGUGCAGCGAGAGGGUGGUCAUCAACAUCUCGGGCCUGCGCUUUGAAACCCAACUGAAGACCCUCUCGCGCUUCCCCACCACGCUCCUGGGGGACCCUCGCAAAAGGAUUCGCUUCUUCGACCCUCUGAGGAACGAGUACUUCUUCGACAGGAACCGGCCCAGCUUCGAUGCCAUCCUGUACUACUACCAGUCCGGGGGGAGACUGCGCAGACCGGUGAGCGUCCCCGUGGAUAUUUUCCUGGAGGAGAUCAAGUUCUACGAGUUUGACGAGGAGACCAUUGAGCUUUUUCGAGAUGACGAGGGUUUGACAAGGGAGGAGGAUCGACCUUUGCCUAACAACGCGUUCCAGAGACAACUCUGGCUGCUGUUCGAGUACCCGGAAAGUUCCGGACCCGCUCGGAUCAUCGCCAUUGUCUCUGUAAUGGUUAUCCUGAUAUCCAUCAUCAUAUUCUGCUUGGAGACCUUGCCCGAGUUCCGAGAGAUCCCAGUGUCGGUGCAGGAGCUACAUGUGAAUGGUAGCGCCCAUGGGAAGGUGCGCAGUCCCUUCACAGACCCCUUCUUCAUGGUAGAAACACUUUGCAUCGUGUGGUUCUCCUUUGAGUUCACAAUGAGGUUCCUGUCCUGCCCCAGUAAGGCGGCGUUCUUCAAGAACAUCAUGAACAUCAUCGACGUGGUGGCCAUUGCGCCAUACUUCAUCACCCUGGGACUGGACCUGGCCGAGCACCAGGGCAGCAGCCAGCAGGCCGCCUCCCUCGCUAUCCUGAGGGUCAUCCGCCUGGUCCGCGUUUUUCGGAUUUUUAAGCUCUCCAGACACUCCAAGGGUCUUCAGAUCCUAGGGCAGACCCUUCACGCCAGCCUCAGGGAGCUAGGCCUCUUGAUAUUCUUCCUGAUCAUCGGGGUGGUCCUCUUCUCCAGUUCGGUGUAUUUUGCAGAAGCGGAAGAUCCCGAAUCUGGCUUUUCCAGUAUCCCCGAUGCCUUCUGGUGGGCGGUGGUGACCAUGACAACGGUGGGCUACGGAGACAUGUGCCCCUCCACCAUCGGUGGCAAAUUUGUGGGAUCGUUGUGCGCCAUCGCCGGAGUGCUCACCAUCGCUCUACCCGUGCCAGUCAUCGUGUCCAACUUCAACUACUUCUACCACCGAGAGAACGACGAGGAGGAUCGCUUGCAGUACGUGCACGUGACCUGCGGACAGCCGCAGACGUCCUCUGGGGACUUCAACUCCAGUAAAAGCGAGCAGUCCCUGUCCAAGACAGAAUCUUACCGGGAGGACGACCUGGAAAGCCUCACCCGGAUCGAGAUCUACAGCGGGAAGCUGACUGACGUAUGAGAAGUGGUAUCACGGAGUCAGGACACACAGUGACGCUUGCUGUCCCAUCAGUGGCAAUAAAAGAGACUUUUUCUUAUGAUCCAAUGAAAUCUCUUACGAGAAGAACAAUGUGGAAAAGUCGGCCUGAAUGGACUAAGAAAAACUCCUGUAUAAGAUUGUUGUACAUAUUUUCUACUGUUUUAGCGCAGCCAACUAGAAACAAACAAGAACUCUCAAAGCACGCUGUGGAUGAUUGCCAAUGUAAAUGUUAUGAUAUAUAGUAUUUAUUUUUGUAACCUGUAUGUGAAUUUAAUUUAAUAUUUUUUUCUAAAAAAAAGAAAUAAAUGCUCAGUCAUCAGGAACAUAAUGUUUGUUUCAUGAAAUUGUAUUCAUUUAUUCCCAACAGCCAAUUGUCUUCAUCUGGUAGCGUUUGGUGGAUGUUAGAUUUUUUUGGUCCAAUCAGAUUUCAGCUUUUGUGUGUUGCCAUGUCAAUUUAAUCUGCCCGGGGCCUUCAAAGUUAGUACUGCUGGCCCAUGGAACUUCAACGACACUACGUUUCAAAUUAUUUUUUUUCAGAUUUUCCCACAUGUUCUAUGCAAAUGACAGUCAGCAUAAUUUCAGUCAUCAACUGUUAAGGGUAUAAUUUGAAGUUUUUUAACCAAUCCUCCAAAUGAUAACAGUAUCUUUUUUUUUAGAUAAAAACUUAAAUGGG
Molecule: messenger RNA, 2600 nt
Organism: Phyllopteryx taeniolatus (common seadragon)
Lineage: Eukaryota; Metazoa; Chordata; Actinopteri; Syngnathiformes; Syngnathidae
Product: shaker-related potassium channel tsha2
Exons: 2
Coding region: 503-1909 (468 amino acids)
Biological process (GO): potassium ion transmembrane transport; protein homooligomerization
Cellular component (GO): membrane; voltage-gated potassium channel complex
Molecular function (GO): delayed rectifier potassium channel activity; protein binding
Source: RefSeq, a predicted model, not a curated record